Molecule: messenger RNA, 1544 nt
Organism: Capsella rubella
Lineage: Eukaryota; Viridiplantae; Streptophyta; Magnoliopsida; Brassicales; Brassicaceae
Product: DDT domain-containing protein DDR4
Exons: 11
Coding region: 75-1316 (413 amino acids)
Biological process (GO): regulation of DNA-templated transcription
Cellular component (GO): RSF complex
Source: RefSeq, a predicted model, not a curated record
CAAAACCCAUUCAUCUUCCUUUCUUCUUCUUUUCUUCUUCUUCUUCUUCCACUUUCUCUCUCUCUCUGACAAAAAUGGUAACGCUCCGCCAGAGAACACCAGCUGUGACGGAAGCACCUGAGCCGCCGAAGCUGGAAGAAGAACGAAUCUGCGAAGACGUGACGAUUCUCUCAGACGAUUCCGACGAAGAUUCCUCCUCCGAUUCAGCGGUGAAACACUUGCGUGGACGUUGGGAGCUCGCUUCUGUUCUCAAUUUCGUGAAUGUCUUUGGACCACUUGUUUCGGAGAAAUUGAAGUUAACAGCUGAAGAAAUUGAGAUGGGUCUUAUCGAGUCCAACAACACAAAUGCUCAGCUUCACAUUGCACUUUUGAAGGGGAUACCACCGGUAAAUAAAAACCUUGAUGAUGCAAAUGCAUGGAUCACGGUGUUGUGUAAGAAACUUGCUCCAUGGUGGCCAUGGAUUGCUACCGGUGAAAUUCCUAUAACUGCUAGCAAAGGGGAGGAAAUAUCUGAAUACCAAAGACUUAGCCCUAUUAAUCGCCUGAAGUUUCUGAAGGCACUUUGUGAGCUUCGAGUCCAACAAGAUGAUGCUCGUUCGUAUAUUCAAGAAAAUACCAAGGAAGGAGACUUGGAUUCCCAUUUUCGCAAAAGGAAGUUAGGAGGAGAUGGAAAGAAGACUUCUUACUGGUUUGAUGGUAAUGACAUGCAAGGGUACAGAUUAUAUAGGGAAGUCAAUGAAAUCUCAAAGAAGAAUGCUUGCUCAGAUAAAUCUUGCUUGAGCUGGGAAAUUGAAGCAACCAAUCUAGAUGAAUUUCAGAGAGUCGCUAGAGAGUUAUCAUCAAGCAAAGCUUCUUCUUUGGCUGCAACUGGCGAGAAGAUUGAGACAGAAGCUUUACCCGUUGUUGAGAAAUAUCAUAAAAAGAAAGAAAGGGCCCUGAAGAAGAAAAUGAAGAAAGAGCAGCUGGUCGUUAAUGUCAAUUUCUCAGGUCCUAUGCGCCGUUCUUGUCGUAACCGCAUACCUGCUACUUACACCUAUGACAACUUUGACAAGAUGAUCAGUGAUGCUGUGGAGGAAAAAGAGGAAAGCGAUGGAGAUGAGGUAGAAGAAAGGGAGCAACAAAGUGUCUCAUUGGGCUCAGACAACGACAGUUCUGAAGGUAACAAGAUGAAUUCAACAGAGGAUGAAGCACCUGAAAUCAACAAUGACGAUGAUAAAGAGAAUGAGAAAAGCAAGGAGGACGCAGAGUCAAAGGGAGAGUACGGUGUCAAAAACAGGCUGAGACAAAGAGUUACCAGGAACUCAGCCCUCUACUAGUUUAAACCUCAGUAUGUUGUUGAAGAAAUAGUAAAAAGCUUUUGAACAACAUGACAUCGUUUUGUCUGUUGGUAACGAGACCAAGCUUUUGAUUAUAAGGGUUUAGGACUUGGGAGAUAAGUUUUUUUUUGUUUUGGUGGUGAUAUAUGAUAAUGUACUCCCAUUCGUAACAGUGUAGAUCUGACUCUUAUUAUAUGUAGUAUCAUGUCGCAUACCUAUCUUAUGUAA